CCGGGCGACCUGGCUGUGGUGGCCGCCAUCGGCGACAGCCUGUCGGCCGGCAGCGGCGCCCGGUCCUGGCUGAUGGCGGACGUCGGCCGCGCCUACCGAGGCCACGCCUGGAGCGGCGGCGGCGCGACCGGCUCGCUCACGCUGCCUAACAUCCUGCGCCGCUUCGCGCCAGGCCUGCGCGGCGCGGCGGCCGGCGCCGACGCGGCCGGCUUCAAUCUGGCCGUGCCAGGCGCAGAGCACGACAGCUUGGUUCGCCAGGCAGCCGCGCUGCUGCGCCAGCUCCGCGACCAUCCCGACGUCGACUUCAAGCGCGACUGGAAGCUGGUGACGGUCAUGAUCGGCGGCAACAACAUCUGCCGCCACCAGCUGCCGCGCGCCUUCGUCAACCUGGUGCCGGUGGUGGACAUGAGUCAGCUGCAGCGUGUGAAGCGUGACCCGUUCUGCCAGGCAGCGCUGGCGGUUCUAUGUCCGUGUCUGGCCGGCGGCCGGCGGCAGAACGAGGUACGCGCCCUGGUGCGCCAGUACCAGCGUGCUGCGCUCCGUCUGCUGGAGACGGGCCGCUACGACACGCGCGACGACUUCACGGUGGUUGAGCAGCCGUUCACCGUGCAUGGGGCGAUCCCGACGCGGCGCGGCGUGGUCGACCCGGCCUUCCUCGCCGUCGACUGUUUCCACCCGAGCGUCUGGGGUCACGAGUACCUGGCCAAGAUGCUGUGGAACAGCAUGCUGACCCCGCUUGCGGAGAAAGUGGAGCAGGGCCGAAACAGCUCCGAUCAGAUCAAGUGCCCCGACCCCGAGCACCCGUUCCUCCCAACGAGGAAAAAUUCGCCGAACGUCAGCAGUGCCGCGUUGUAA
Messenger RNA from Pollicipes pollicipes, 855 nucleotides. Its product is annotated as phospholipase B1, membrane-associated-like. Gene Ontology annotation, molecular function: glycerophospholipase activity. Lineage: Eukaryota; Metazoa; Arthropoda; Thecostraca; Pollicipedomorpha; Pollicipedidae. The record is from RefSeq and is a predicted model, not a curated record. The transcript is spliced from 2 exons. The annotation marks the transcript as partial. Gene Ontology annotation, biological process: phospholipid metabolic process.